UGUGUUGAAAGAAGACAAAAUAGAGGCCAAACGCCAAGGUAAAUAACUCAAACAGUAAAGCGCUCCGGACUCGCAUCUUCCAUUGGCUGAAGAAAGGUACAUGACCAGUGUACAUUGUGUUGUACUGUAAGCGAUUCUCAUAUUGUCCUUCCAAGCAACAACGAGCGAUAUUCACUUCCCUCCUAUCACCACCAUCAUCAUCAUCAUCAAUCACAAUGGGUCACUCUGAAUUACCUGCUCCCGUUACCGAAUUCGAUUUGGACAAACAAUCAGUUCCUGUUCCAGGUUCAGAUGCUCCAGGUUUUUCGCACAUUUAUCAAAGUGCUCUUCAUGCUGGAUUACAAACGACAGAGACAAAUUAUGAUCUUUUUGCUGUUGGUCGUCAAAAGUCUGGCGAUAAACCUUGUUUAGGUUAUCGUCCUUGGGAUGCAUCAAUCGGAGAUUUCAAAAAAGAAUAUCAAUGGAUCACAUAUAAUCAAGUAGAAGAAUUCAGAACGGCAAUCGGUAGUGCAGUGACAAAAUUGCAAAAGGACGGAAAGCUUGGUGACGGCGUUGGAAUGACAAAUUUCACAUGCGCAUUUUGGUCGCAAAACAGACCGGAAUUUCAAAUUUUUGAUCAAAGCAAUUACGCCUACUCACGUCAUACAGUCGCACUUUAUGAAAGUUACGAUCGUGAAACUGCAUCAUACAUUUUGGACCAUUCUGAAGCCCGUGUUUGUUUCACAACUGCUUCUCAUUUGGCCGAUUUGCUGAGCGUAUCCGAACAAACACCCAAAUUGAAAGCAAUCAUCUUGAUCGAAACAAACGGACCAAUCCCUGUUCGACCAGGUGAAUUGAAGACAAACCAAUUAGCACGUCAAUGGGCAGCAAGCAAAGGAAUCACACUUUUGUCGUGGGAUGAAGCAUUGGACUUGGGUCGCAAGAACAUCGUAGCCCAUAUCCCACCAAAAGAUGCGAACGAAUUAUCCAGUUUCUGUUAUACCUCCGGUACAACCGGAAAGCCAAAAGCAGCAAAGGUCUCACAUGGAGAAUUAUCCCUUUGUGCUGCCGGAAUGGCUUUAUUCUCUGGCUUGACAGGUGAAGAAAGAGUAUUGUCAUUCUUGCCUUUGGCACACAUCUUUGGUCGUUUGGCAGAAGCUACCUUUCUGCGUGGAGGUUGGCAGAUCGGAUACUUUAACGGUGAUGUGACAAGAUUGGUCGAAGAUAUGCAAAUCUUGAAGCCAACUAUGUUAUUCUGCGUUCCUCGUGUCUUGAAUCGUAUCGCCGCUCUCAUUUCCGCACAAAUGGAAGGACCAGGAUUGAAAGCUCGCUUGCUACGCACUGCAGUUGAAGCCAAGAUCGCAAACCAUGAUCGUGAUGGAUCAGUUACACAUGCAUUUUAUGAUCGUGUAGUUUUCCGCAAAGUUCGUGCCGUUUUGGGAGGAAAUUUGAAAACGAUGAUUUCAGGAAGUGCUCCUUUGCGUCCAGAUGUUUUGAAACUUUUGCGUGUUGCAUUCUCAAUCGAUUUCCGUGAGGGUUAUGGUCAAACAGAAAAUGCCGGAUAUUGUUUGUGCAUGUUGCCAAAUGAUAAAAAGCUUGGAUCUUGUGGUCCCGCUUUGCCUGGUGUUCAAAUUCGUUUGAAAGACUGUCCUGAAUUGGGCUACACUGCAAAUGACAAACCAUACCCACGUGGUGAAUUGCUAUCUCGCGGACAAAGCGUUUUCCCAGGAUACUACAAAGAUGAAGAAAAGACAAAGGAGACCUUGGAUUCCGAUGGAUGGUUGCAUUCCGGUGAUGUUGCUCAAAUUGACGAAGCAGGUCGCGUAUACAUCAUUGAUCGUGUGAAGAAUUUGUUGAAAUUAUCACAAGGUGAAUAUGUCGCAAUCGAAAACGUUGAAGGCAAAUUGAGCGCUGUUAAACAAUUGAUGCAAUUAUGGUUGUAUGGUGAUUCUAUGCAAAGUCAUUUGGUUGCCGUUGCUGUUCCUGAACCUGAUACAUUUGCACCUUUUGCUUCAAACAUUUUGGGACAAAAGAUUGCACCAACAGAUGCAAAAGCGAUUGAAUCAGCAUGCAACGAUGAAAAAGUUACCAAAGCCAUUUUACAAGAAUUAAUGAUUCAUGGUAAAAAGAUUGGUUUGAAAGGUUUCGAAAUUCCACGUGCGCUCAAAUUACGUUCAGAACCUUUCAGUCCUGAAAAUGGUUUCUUAACACCAACACAAAAGAUGAAAAGACCAGAAGCACGUCAAAAGUUACAAAAAGAACUUGAUGCUCUUUACGCUCAACCACCUGCUGAAAUCAACAAUUCAGGAAAGUUGUAAGUGUACAACCUUUGUCUGUGUCUUAUCAGAGAUGUUUUCAUGUAAUCGUGCGAAUUCAUGCUUUUAAUAUAAAUAGAUUUUGUGCUUUUGUGCUCUAGAGAGCUCUAGCUCCCGAUUGAAACGAAAGGCACAGACUAGAAGAUAAUGUCAUAUUCUCUACAUUUUCACACUUGGAAUAACCG
Messenger RNA from Meira miltonrushii, 2479 nucleotides. Its product is annotated as acetyl-CoA synthetase-like protein. The coding region runs from base 216 to 2297 and encodes 693 amino acids. Lineage: Eukaryota; Fungi; Basidiomycota; Exobasidiomycetes; Exobasidiales; Brachybasidiaceae. Gene Ontology annotation, cellular component: endoplasmic reticulum; membrane. Gene Ontology annotation, molecular function: long-chain fatty acid-CoA ligase activity. The transcript has a single exon. Gene Ontology annotation, biological process: long-chain fatty acid metabolic process. The record is from RefSeq and is a predicted model, not a curated record.